This is a messenger RNA of Pundamilia nyererei, 3136 nucleotides long. RefSeq names its product amyloid beta (A4) precursor protein-binding, family B, member 2b (gene apbb2b). Gene Ontology annotation, biological process: regulation of DNA-templated transcription. Gene Ontology annotation, cellular component: cytoplasm; nucleus. The transcript is spliced from 19 exons. The record is from RefSeq and is a predicted model, not a curated record. Bases 548 to 3136 code for a protein of 862 amino acids. NCBI's taxonomy places the organism in Eukaryota, Metazoa, Chordata, Actinopteri, Cichliformes, Cichlidae. Gene Ontology annotation, molecular function: transcription factor binding; amyloid-beta binding.
UGAGGGGCCCGCUGUGUUACAAACGGUUGGCGAAGGUGGUGGUGGUAUAGGAGGAUAGGCUGGGGCGGCAGAUGAGGGGAGGGGGCAUUUACGGGACCCAGGGUAUGCUUCUUUCACUUUAUUGUCACGUAUUUUCCCGGUGUCCGUGGACGAGCUCUCACACAGCUUUCAGGGAGUCACACGUUCAAUGCGCAGCCGUAAACGGAGCACGGUCGCGGGCAAGGCAGCUGCCGCUGACUCCAGCUUGACUUUUUAACUCAGCCGCUGUGUCGAGGGGACCGAAAAACAGGAGAACCGUCCGACGGUGGACACAACAUACGUGUAAAAUAACCUUUGUGGCACCUAACGGCUCUUAAACGUGUGUCGUGUUCAUGCAGAGGGCCUAGGCUCAGGACGCUGCUGCUGCUGCUGCUUCAGUAAAGCCAUGAUUGGAUGAAGAAAGAACCAUUGACUACCAGUAUGGACCUGCUCCAUCCUGGAGUUUUCCACCAUCCUUAGCUCUCAGAUCUGAGUCCACAUAACUCUGAACAGUGACCACAGCCAGUGUAUGACAGACCUGUCAGGUGAUCUGUCUGGUGCAACGAUGAUGUCAGUAGACGUGACCAAUCGUAACGGCCCUGCCGCCACGCCCCCCACCUCACUCAGCCUUCGCUCUUCACACAACCAGCUCCUCACCAGCGAUGUCAUCAAACAAGGCUCCGCCACUCCUCCCAAAUGUCGGAAGAAGUAUGCGCUUACCAGCAUCCAGGCCGCCAUGGGCCUCGGUGAAGUGGUGCCGCCCUCAUCGGCAUCAUCAUCUCCAUCGUCAUCCCCGUCACAGUCCUCCACUCCCAACAAUCCCAAACUAGCAAAGAAUGGGGUGAACCAGCUUCGUAAAGCUGGCCAGGACCACAACAAAAACACAACUGACCCUGAUUUGAUGGAUUCAGAAAUAAUAGCAGAUGACCUUAAUGUCAACGUGGCAGAGGAACAAGACAGUCGCACUCUUACUAAUAAUGAUCGAGAGGAAGAUGCCAACCUUCACCCAGAUACUCACAGUGAUGUAGAGGCUGAGCAGACGACAGAGCCUGACUUGGACUGUAACAUAAACACUACUGUGGAGCUCAAACUGAGCAGCAGCACGGCUGAUUUGGACUUUGACUCAGAGGACACCAAUGACAUCAGCAUCUUGUCUGAGAAGGAAAUGAUGUUAAAGAUGAAGAUCGAGGAAGAUGAGAUGGUGGGGGGAGAGGAAGAUGAGGAGACGAAGCCUUUACUGACAGUAGACAGUGAACCCCCUGUGAAGAACCACAAAGUUUCUCCAGGCCUGGAGCUCAUCUCUGACCUCCACUCCAACCUCAAGCUCCUCAAAUCUGGCAAGAACUCUCCAGUACCCCCUCCUCCUUCCCCACCCAAGCAAGCCAGUCCAGAAGACACUCCCCUGCUCUCCAUGGUCUCCUGCCCCUCCUCUUCCUCCUCAUCCUCCUCUCCAGAGACGAAGAAGGACAGAAGAACUGGCGCAAAGACAGACUGUGCUUUGAACCGCAUCCAGAAUCUGAACCCCAGUGACGAAGAGUUGAGCUGGACUACCUUGUCCCAGGAGAGCAACUCGCCAGAGGAGACAGAUAUUUGGAGCGAGCAGUCAUUCCAGACAGACCCCGACCUGCCUCCAGGAUGGAAAAAGAUUACAGACAUGGCUGGUAUCUACUACUGGCACAUUCCUACAGGCACCACUCAGUGGGAACGGCCCGCCACUCAUCCACAACCCCCUGGACAGAUGGAGUCCACGGCCCUGGGUGACCACUCAGCCUCAACACCACGUAAACCUUCCCUGGGCUCACUCAGCCCCUCACCCACUCCAGACCACGAGUCAUGCCAGGCCGAGAUCUUCUUCAGGGGGUCGACUCGCUCGGGCAGCACCACCUCUGACAGCUCAGUGGAGCCUCUGUCCACUCACGAGCCCACACUCCCCACAUGUGGAUUUGUGAACAGCUGUUACUUUCCGCGCUCCACGUCUCUGCAGGGUGUGGAUCAAGAGUGUCGCUCUCAGAGUCACGAAGAUGAGGAAAAGAAACAGGUGUGGAGUGAAUUUGGCGGAAAAAUUGAUAGUGAAAUGUGGAAGGACCUGCAGGCAGCCACAGUGAACCCGGACCCCAGUCUGAAAGAGUUUGAGGGUGCUACGCUUCGCUACGCGUCACUCAAGCUAAGGAGCCGUCCAGCAGCAGAAGAAGAAUCCAGCAGUAUUAACAGUGACCCUGAGGCAAAGUGUUUCGCCGUGCGCUCUCUGGGUUGGGUGGAGAUGGCCGAGGAGGACUUGGCUCCUGGAAAGAGCAGCGUCGCUGUUAACAACUGCAUCCGGCAGCUGUCCUACUGCAAGAACGACAUCCGGGACACCGUUGGCAUCUGGGGAGAGGGGAAGGACAUGUACCUCAUGCUGGAGAAUAAUAUGUUGAACCUAGUCGACCCCAUGGACCGCAGCGUGCUUCAUUCUCAGCCAAUCGCGAGUAUCCGAGUUUGGGGCGUUGGCCGGGACAAUGGCAGAGAGAGGGACUUUGCAUAUGUGGCGAGGGAUAAAAACACCAGGAUCCUGAAAUGUCAUGUGUUCCGCUGUGACACACCAGCCAAAGCCAUCGCCACCAGCCUGCACGAGAUCUGCUCCCGGAUAAUGACAGAGAGAAAGACUGCCAAAGCGAUGGCAGGAGGCUCCCUCCAUGACAGGAUGCAGGCAGGACUCGAUCUCCCUUUACAAGCAGAGUUCCCCACACCAAAGACGGAGCUGGUUCAGAAGUUUCAGGUGCUCUAUCUUGGGAUGAUGCCUGUGGCCAGACCGAUAGGCAUGGAUAUACUGAAUGGAGCUAUAGACAGUCUGAUCGGUUCUUCCAGCAGAGACGACUGGACUCCGGUGGCCCUCAAUGUAGCCGACGCUACGGUCACCAUCAGCAAAGACGAGGAUGAAGAGGAUGUGCUGGUAGAGUGUCGUGUUCGCUUCCUGUCUUUCAUGGGCGUUGGGCGUGACGUGCACACGUUUGCCUUCAUCAUGGACGCUGGCGGCCAUCGUUUCGACUGUCACGUCUUCUGGUGUGAGCCCAAUGCUGGGAGCGUGUCUGAGGCCGUACAGGCAGCUUGUAUGCUGUGCGAGAGUCAGCCCCGCGUCUGA